GUGAGGGGAGAAGUGGCUACAAUGUACCAGCGUUCGGAGUGACUGAUACAUCCACAAUUGCGACUGUGACCUCCCCCUGCAGAGAAAGCCCUGUGUGUGUGUGUUGUAUCCUGGUGCUACCUCCUUCCUCUCUCCCCCCCCCACCCCCCACCCAAAAAAAAACUCCACUCCCCUCCCCUGAAUAACAUCCAUCCCUGUGCAAACCUCCAGAACGCAAAAACGAACCCACAAAAAGAGGGGUAGGGUGUUUAAAAAAAGAAAAUCUCAGUCCCACUGCCUCUGUGUCUAGCUGUGUGUGUGUGUCUAUAUCUCUGUGUCUCUCUCUCUUACUGUCGCUGUCUCUCUCUCUCUCUCUCCCUCUCUGUCGCUGUCUCUCUCUCUCCCUCUGCCUCUCUCCUCCACAAUUGUUUAACAAUGAUGGCCCCUAUGCAACAGAAUGGGAAUCACAUAGAACUCGAUCCCCCAGACUCAAGGAAGAGGCCAUUAGAAGCGCCCAUCGAUGCCGGCAGUACAAAACGGACUAACACAGGAGAAGAAGGCGAAUUUUUCAUGAAGGUCCUGAUUCCCAGUUACGCUGCUGGUUCGAUCAUCGGCAAGGGAGGCCAAACCAUCGUCCAGUUGCAGAAGGAGACGGGCGCCACCAUCAAGCUGUCCAAAUCCAAAGACUUCUACCCUGGUACCACCGAGAGGGUUUGCCUGAUCCAGGGGACGGUGGAGGCUUUGAACGCCGUCCAUGACUUCAUCGCGGAGAAAGUCCGGGAGAUGCCGCAGAACGUCGGCAAGGCGGAGCCCGUCAACAUCCUCCAACCCCAGACCAACGUCAACCCCGACCGGGUCAAGCAAGCCAAGCUGAUUGUCCCCAACAGCACGGCGGGGCUGAUCAUCGGCAAGGGUGGGGCAACGGUGAAGGCGGUGAUGGAGCAGUCAGGGGCCUGGGUGCAGCUUUCACAGAAGCCCGAGGGCAUCAACCUGCAGGAGAGGGUGGUGACGGUGAGCGGCGAGUCGGAGCAGAACCGCAAGGCCGUCGAGCUGAUGGUGCAGAAGAUCCAGGAGGACCCUCAGAGCGGGAGCUGCCUCAACAUCAGCUACGCCAACAUCUCGGGGCCGGUGGCCAACUCCAACCCCACCGGCUCCCCGUACGCCAACUCGGCCGAGGUGUUGCCGGCGGCGGCGGCGGCGGCUUCUGCAGCCGGCCUGCUGGGCCACGCCAACCUGGCGGGCGUGGCGGGCUUCACCGCCGGCCUGUCGGGCUUCACCGGCAACGACCUGCUGGCCAUCAGCUCGGCCCUCAACACGUUGGCCAGCUACGGCUACAACACCAACUCGCUGGGGUUGGGCCUCAACCCGGCCACGGCCACCGGCGUGCUGGCGGCGGUGGCGGCCAACGCCAACCCCGCCGCCGCCGCCGCCGCCAACCUGCUGGCCUCGUACGCCAACGAGGCGUCAGGCGGCGCCAACGCCCCGACCGGUACCUUCUCCCUCGGCUCGCUGACGGCCGCCACCAACGGUUACUUCAGCUCCGCCGCCGCCGCCGCCGCCGCCGCCGCCGCCGCAGCCGCCUCGUCGCCGCUGGCCGCCGCCAGCUCCAUCCUGGCCGCCGAGAAGCUGAGCGAGGGCGCCAAGGACGUGGUGGAGAUCGCCGUGCCGGAGAACCUGGUGGGCGCCAUUUUGGGAAAGGGCGGGAAGACGCUGGUGGAGUACCAGGAGUUGACUGGAGCCCGCAUCCAGAUCUCCAAAAAGGGCGAGUUUGUCCCCGGCACCAGGAACCGCAAGGUGACCAUCACCGGGACGCCAGCCGCCACACAAGCCGCACAGUAUUUAAUCAGCCAGAGGAUCACGUACGAGCAAGGAGUACGCGCCGCCAACCUCCAGAAGGUCGGCUAAAAAAAAAAACCCAAACCCAAACUAACCCAAACACGGCCCAGAAAAUACAGGUGGCCACACUUUUUUUUUUUUUUUUAAAAGAGAGAUAAAGGGGCUUAUAUAGUACUUGAUCUAAUUAAAAAAAACAAAACGUCUUGUAUUAAUAUAUUAUAUGAAAUGUCAGAGAUCUGUGUAUAUGUAAAUAAUGUUUGCUGCAUA
Amblyraja radiata (thorny skate) is the source of this 2082-nucleotide messenger RNA. Its product is annotated as RNA-binding protein Nova-1-like. Gene Ontology annotation, molecular function: RNA binding. The transcript is spliced from 4 exons. The coding region runs from base 415 to 1884 and encodes 489 amino acids. The record is from RefSeq and is a predicted model, not a curated record. Lineage: Eukaryota; Metazoa; Chordata; Chondrichthyes; Rajiformes; Rajidae.